AUGAAACGAGGAAAGACAGCUGAACCGGAUGAGCUCCCUCCCACUAUUUUCAAGAUUGGGGGUGAUAACCUUGUAAGCUCUAUCACUACCUUACUGCACAACAUUUGGACGCAAGAGCACAUUCCUUCAUCUUGGGUCGAAUCACUGAUCGUUCCCAUUUUCAGAAAAGGAUCACGAUCACGAUUACGAAAACCACCGCGGGAUAAGUUUGAUCCCAAUCGUCACGAAAGUGCUAGCCUUGGUCAUACUUCGACGUCCGACAGCUGUAGUCCGAUCGACCAAUCGGAGUAUCAAGGUCGCGAUCUGAUUGGUGCGUCACCACGUCGUGCCUGUACGCCCAAUUUACAUACUUAUAUUCGAAUACCGCAUCCGGACCAUGAAUUCCGCUCCGAUUAUCGUUCUCCAGUCCUGUUCACCCACCCGUAUCAUUGUUGGGGUCUAACUAAGAGGCGCCGGUACCGAUCGUACGUCUAG
Echinostoma caproni is the source of this 474-nucleotide messenger RNA. The record is from the annotation of a GenBank genome assembly. Lineage: Eukaryota; Metazoa; Platyhelminthes; Trematoda; Plagiorchiida; Echinostomatidae.